UUACACCCCUCUGUACGAGCUGCCCCCAAACGGACGCUUAGGAUCGCUCGCUGGCCCUGCCACAACGCACCGCGGGCAUUUCAUUGUCCAUCACCCGGAAGUUCUGAACCGUUCUCUCUUCUCCUUCGCUGCUCAACUAGUAGUAUCCCCAAUCUCUAUCUCACCAUUCUUCCCCUUCAAUGCAAUCAAAACAGUGCCAAUGAGCAUCUAUCUUCCGCUUUCUACCGCAGAUAUCCCCCUAAACUGGAGGUGGAAUUCGGACAGUAGAACCAUGAAGUAGAAUAAGUCGAGGAGUGGAUGAGGAUGAGCUCUUUGUAGAGUUCCUACGUCCUCCUACCCCGAAUGGGAACUAGGGUUCCGAUAUCGCACCCCUACGGUCUAAGACCCGCCAGCUCGUUCAUUGGCGGAUCCUUGCAUGACCUAAACUCCGUGGAGACGCGCAGCGGCGAGAUCGAGGGGAUCAGCGACGUCGAUCGCGAUGCUGUCACUGAAGAGAGCCUUGACAACGACGAAGAGUCCACUUCGGUGGACUGCAUACAUGAUUCAUAUAGGAGUUCAUUGCAACCUCUCCAUGAUGAAGAGCAAUCUGCUCUUGAGAGUGAUGGCAGGCCCUCCACUCCCAGUUAUAACAUUCUGACAGUGGAUGAUGUUUUACCAAUUGAGGCUACAAGGGCGAGAUUCUUGCAAAUUAUUGUUGACCAUUUUGUCAAAGAGAACAUGGUAGAAGUGGCCGACACUUCUGAUGCUGACUAUGGCCAUGGCCAUGAUAAGCACAAAAUAAAGCUUCAUGAAGUUAGUUAUGAAGGUGAUCCAAGGUUUGUGUUGCCCCUCAUGUACGUGGCAAAUUUGUAUGAGACCUUGGUUAAUGAGGUGAACAUUCGCCUUUCUUCUUUGGCGGGGAUCCGUGAGAAGACAAUUGGGGUAGCUCUUGAAGCAGCUGGUGGAUUGUACAGAAAACUUGCCAAAAAAUUUCCUAGAAAAGGAUCUUGUAGCUUUAAGAGAAGAGAAUUGGCCACUUCUCUUGAGACGAGGACAAGAUUUCCUGAGCUGGUUGUACAGGAGGAGAAACGUGUUCGUUUUGUCGUUGUGAAUGGGUUGAUGAUAAUCGAGAAGCCAGACAGCAUGCCACCGGAAGAUGCUAACUGGUUUAAGCGUUUGACUGGCAGGAAUGAGGUGUCUAUCUCAGCUAGAGACUAUAAGUUUUACUCACCACGCCAUAAAUAUAGACGGAUUCAAUCACAAUCCAUCUCUAAUAUCAGUCUUGGGGCAUUUUCAGCAACCGACAGUUCUUGUCCAUUAACUAAUGCCUCAGGUUUCCGUCUGGUAAAUGAGCACCAAGGUCAGCUGCAGCUUUCAUCUAAACAUCACAUACAACAACUGCAACACCCAACUCAAUUUAGUACUCUACCGCAAGGACAUCAUCCAACAAUGCAACAAAGCCAACUAGCACCACACUUCCCUCACAUGCAUCAAUGUACGCACUCAUCUCAUAUGCCUGAUAUUGUUCAUCAACAUCUACCGCCUGCCAUGCCUCAACAUAUGCCCUGCAUGCAAUCACUUCCUGGUGUUCAUGUAGGCGGCCGUUUACACUUACUGGCAGAACAAUGGCAAGAUAUGCCUAACUUGUUUUGGCACCCUUGCUAUGAACUGUCAACCAAUUUCAGUGCCCACAAGUCCCGCAAAGUUUUGUGAUGAAUGUGGAGCGCCUUAUUUGAGAGAGACCUCAAAGUUCUGCUCUGAAUGCGGUACUAAAAGAUUAGGGACAUAAAUUAUAUUAAAAUGCUGUACUUAGUCUUUAAUGUCACAAAUUAAUAAGAAAUGCAGCAUCUUUCAAAAACACUUGGGAUUAAAUCCCCUUAGAAAUGGUCAGGAAUGCUGGAUGUGACCCUGUGGUGUAUACUGCGCACAAGUUAUACUCUGUUCUUAAAUUAUUGCAUGCAAAGAAACACUUCAGGAGUGCUAUUCUAA
This is a messenger RNA of Phalaenopsis equestris, 1968 nucleotides long. RefSeq lists its product as uncharacterized. Bases 343 to 1692 code for a protein of 449 amino acids. Lineage: Eukaryota; Viridiplantae; Streptophyta; Magnoliopsida; Asparagales; Orchidaceae. The transcript has 9 exons. The record is from RefSeq and is a predicted model, not a curated record.